UCUACCUUUAAAAAAAGAUUACAUUUUGGAAAGCGGAACUCUUCCUAUCUUUUUAGCUAUAGUGGAGAAAAGCCGCUUGAAAAUGUUGUGCUACUCUUUUCUGUUAAGAGUAGAUGAUGGUGCUUUGCUUUGGCAACAAUCUCCUAUGCCCUAGGAUUGAAUCGUGCUUUUCUAUGGAAGCUGCGACCGCGUCAAAGAUGAGUUCCAUACAGAAGAAGUUCCUUGUUCGGUUAGCUCGCCAGGAGGACAAGCAGGCUCUAGAAGAACUUGUCGGACGGACUUUGCAUUCCCCUCUAAACGACACACUCAUAGCUAUGGAAUUUGAGAGAGGACCCAUACUUGGAGCCUUAUCCUAUUCGAAAAUUUACUCUACAUGGGAAGGACGGUCCAUUGGCCUGAACAGCCUGCAAGUUAAGGACGAGGCUUGUCGGGUUCCACUGCUCAACGAGCUAACAAAGAUGAGUGUUUCCUUGGGGUGCAGUCGCAUUGAUUGCCAGACUGCUGAUGACUGUCUCAUAUCGACACUAACCACUCAAAACGUCCGUGAUCUAACCGAAGAAGAGAAGUGGCAUUGCUGGGAGCUCGAUAACCUUGCAAAAUUCGUCACGACAGACGCCCCUGCCAAAUAACGAGUAUACCCUUAUCUACUAAAUAACUAACUGCCCCAGUAGGUCGUCCGUAGGAGUCUACAGCUUGGGCAUCUGAAAAUCAAUUACGGAUCUGCGACGAUCAGAAAGCACCGUGUUCGUAUCAGUCAUUGGCGGGCUUCGACACCUAGUACCAAAUCUAAUCAUGUACUGAUAUAACGUCUCUUUCUAGAGAUACUUCGUCAUCACAGAGACACAUUAUUAUACGAUUCUCAGUGUGUUUUAAGCCGUCUCGCUCAUGUAUGAGUAUUCCAGCUUUUAGGUACUAUUUACUUACAAAUUAAUUACGAUACGCGAUAUUUACGGAGGUAGGCUCUAGGAUGUGUGUGAUACUACCUAAGUAUCCCGUUAUCGUUUUGCGUUCAUCAAGCACGUAUUUUGCUUUCCUUUGAAAGUUUCCCGCUUAUAGGACUUCAUGGUUGAAGUUAAACUCAGGUUAAUUUCUGAUAACGAGUCAAGUGUCUGGUAUUAAUUUUCGUUGGCGACAUUUCGAGGGUGACAAUCGUUGUUAUUCCUAACGCAAGCGGCACUGUUUACGGAUGCACAUAUGUGCAUUCAUAGUCGCUGACCGAAGAGGACUUAAAAUACUCUGAAAUGUACUUAUACCAUUGUAACAAAAACUUGAAAAAAGCUAUGGACCCGAUUUUCGUUUAAACUGAUGAAGUUCAUCGAGAAACCGAUGUCUGGCCGAAGUUUGUUCUCGUUGUGUCCACGAUGCUUAACGUUUUAACUGUUAUCCAUUGUGUUUCAAUAAAGUCUUUUGUAGCAAUUAUCUAUUGUAACCCACAGUAUUAGAAUAGGCUACUAGAAUUUUUAUAUGAGAUCCAUAGCAUUAAUUCGACUGACAGAAAGCACAUUUUGAACAUGAUUCCAAAUUGUUUAAUACACCCUGUAGAAAAAAACGGUGAAUUAUAUACGAUUAUUUGCGCGACCUCGUAGUUCCUACAUCGAGGUCUCUAGAGUAUCAUUGGUUACUCCUACUGGUAAUCUGUUAGCUGUCGAGUAAUCGAUCAAAUUUAGUUUGAAGCUCCUGUGUCUACUCGAUCAUUGAAUUGGCAUUAUUAUUUAUUGUCACUCUAUUCCCAAACGGCUUUUUUUUUCGGCGGAUGUGUCGAGAGUAUCCCAGUGCCUAUCGGCUUCGGUUUUUUCAAGAAAUUGGCUACUUUGGCCAGCAGCUUCUUUUGAACCGUGGACGAGGGGCAGCGGCACGCCUACAGCAGAGCUGACUGGGCGGCUCAAUCAAUGGUUUAGCACGUUUAAAAGUAGAUCACUCUUGUAGUUCAUGUCACGGCUAGGAUUUUAAGCCGUGCGUAAAGCAAACAACACAUCGGUGUUAGUUAUGACCUGAAGCUAGAGAGGAUUUAAUAAUGAACAUGUCUUUCCGACUUUUUUCUGGAUAGUGGUUACCGUUAAAUUAUAUGUACUUAAGCAGAUACGAAUGCCAGCGUUGUGUUCGAUUCACAUAAAACAGUUAGAACGGUUCUGAGCUAUAGAUCGGGCCCAAACAAAAAACAUGGUUAUUGUGUCGUGCGAGCUUUUCCUAGGAUCUAUUCAACGCAUCGUAACUUCUGACCAACUUAAAAUCAUCUACAUGUGCAUCUGUAUAUAGCGCGACUCGAAUUCUACCCUGUUUACCCCCUACGAUCUCCGGGGACGCCUUUUUCUGGCGCUAUUCAUUAGUGAUUUUUCAAAAAUCCACUGUUCCCUCAUUUGUUCGAACGGGAACAUCAGCAAAUUGUUCCUUCUCAGUUUGGAUUGCUUUCAUGGCCCGCUCUUGCGAACCAAUACGUUCAAAUGCACCGGGAGAAAAACGACGCCAUUUCUAACAAGUAAGAGCGAUUCCGCUAAAAAGCGCCGAGUAUAAUAAAUUGAUCAGUGAUAAUUAUUCGACACUACCUCUGAAAUCAUUUGAUAGUUACUGAAGGGCAAAUACUCGCCGGAAGUUGGCCUUCCAUCGACAUUGGAACGCUCUCGGAAUCUAACGGAUAGCCAAGGUGGCCUAGGCUACGAUCUUACGUUCGGAGCUUUCGGCCGCUAACUCUAUUUCAGUUGUUCCACCGUCAGUUAGAACUAAGGCUACCUGAUGAAACGAGGAAUAAUCACAGAGGCGUUGUUAACCGAGAAAUUGAUUCAUAUCAUAAAUAGAAUAACAUAGGGUAUUACAAAGAACGCUUACGGCUUGUAUUUUUACGUUUCUUGCUAUGAUAACUUAUUUAUGAAAAAUAGAAAUUCUCAUUGUAACUGGCAGCA
Molecule: messenger RNA, 2897 nt
Organism: Varroa destructor (honeybee mite)
Lineage: Eukaryota; Metazoa; Arthropoda; Arachnida; Mesostigmata; Varroidae
Product: thialysine N-epsilon-acetyltransferase-like
Source: RefSeq, a predicted model, not a curated record